This is a messenger RNA of Nasonia vitripennis (jewel wasp), 3569 nucleotides long. RefSeq names its product tetratricopeptide repeat protein 17. Gene Ontology annotation, molecular function: protein binding. The record is from RefSeq and is a predicted model, not a curated record. The coding region runs from base 365 to 2776 and encodes 803 amino acids. Gene Ontology annotation, biological process: actin filament polymerization. Gene Ontology annotation, cellular component: actin cytoskeleton; cytoplasm. Lineage: Eukaryota; Metazoa; Arthropoda; Insecta; Hymenoptera; Pteromalidae. The transcript is spliced from 11 exons.
ACACAGUCCUUAUUCAUACAGAUCAGUCGAAGCUCGUCGAACUGGAACGAAAGCUGCUUGUUGAACAGUCUACUAUAUAGGUUAUAGCGCUUAAUUUUCCUCGUUUUUUCAGUCGAUACUUUAUACAAGUUAUUAGCUAUGUCAUCAGCGUGUUCCGAUGCACGUCAAUGCACCGGAUGGACCAUUAGUGACAUUAGCGGACCUAAACUACUCAGAUAUGACAGCUAAUCGCAACAUCGGUUUAUUAGAUUAGAAGAUUUUCAAUUAGACGAGAAGUAACAAUAGAAAUUUUGAAGGGAGGAGCCUAUUCUGAAAUACACUGCACCGACUCAAAUAAGGCUACUUAUUUGCAAUAUUCAUUACGAUGACAAAACUCAGAUGUUGCAGACUGUUGUUCGCCUUUUUCGAGGUUAUUCUUGGAAUAUCGGCGACGACACAUUGGGUUGUUACGGAAAAUGGGAUAAUUCAAUCGAUGUCCGACUCUAUUUUUCAAAUGCAACGGCCUUAUGAUUUGCUGUCAUUUUUGGAGCAAGGAAAUCGACGGGAUUCUGUCAACAAAUUAUUUGAAAGUAUGAGAUCCAGAAAGGCUAUAAUUGAUAAUCAGUUUGUCGGCCUGCAUUCUGCAUCAGACGUCGAAAAUGGUUUGCAUAUGUCUGAUAUUGACUGUUUACUGAGGGAGCAAUAUGAUGUCGAACUAGACUUACAUCAUAGUAUUGUAUUAGAUGGAGGAUUUAGAGAAGGAAUAACACAAGAUGAUUUUUACCUUAAUGAUGUACAAAUUGAAGAAAAGAAAAGAGUACCAGAUUGUAAGAAAACUUUUCCAUUGGAUUUUAGUAUGCACACCUUUGAACAUCUGAGUGCUAUGCGUGAUAGAAAAAAGUUAACUCAGCAGCAGGAAAACGGCUUGAUGAAAUAUGUCCCACCAAAUAUGAAUCUUAGUGAUCUUGGUCACACAGUGGCCUAUGGCUUGAUGCUCAAUAAUACUUCAUGGUUGCAUUUAAAUUUAGCUAGUAUAUUCUGGCGGAUCAAAGGUGAUGCUUAUAAUGCUCUAGAAUGUGCCCGGAGAGCUAUUGUAAAGGCACCAAGACAACAUCGAGAUAUACCUCUCUUGACUGCAGGUGGAAUUCUCCAUGCUGCUAAUUAUUCUUCAGAUGCAGCUGUACUACUGCAUACAGCAAUUGAAUAUGCACCCAAAGAGAGUAUGCACCAUCUUGCUCUUGCAAAUGUUUAUGCAUAUUUGGGUGAAUACAAUAAAUCAAUAGAGUUUUAUGAUAAUUCUUUGAAAUUAAACCCAAAUCUAGACAUGUCUCGAAGUGCAAAACACAACAUUCUAUGUAACUUAAAAUUAGAGAGUUCCUUAAGUGCUUUGCACCAACAAUUACUUGAUAUUUUAACUGAGCUUCGUGCCUAUCACAAUGAGCAAACUGAAUUGCUAAGUUUUCAAGAAAAAAUUCUAUGGGAAGACAUUAAACAAAUGCCUUUCCUUACGUCUCAAGAUGGCAUUCAAGAUGAAAGUUUAAACUCCAUUUUAACAAGUCGCGGACAAUCCUGUAUGCAAAGAAGCGGCGAUGAGUCAAUACUUUCCUGUGAUAUUAUGUCUGAGAGACAGAUGUUGGCACAAAAAUUACAAAUUGAUUUUGGUGUUAGUUUGCAAGUUUUGAAAAACGUUGAAAAUCAGGCUAAAGAAAUACGUGAACGAAUGACGAAGUCAAAAAUUACAAGUGAAAAUUUAGAUCACUUUAGUCAGACUCCAGAUUAUACAAAAUUUUCUACUGUUUUUAUGGAGCCAACUGGUAGACCAAAAUACCAUAAUCUAGAAAUAAAGGAAUCACCAGAACCUUUUGAAAAACCAGACUGGCCAUCCGAAUCUUAUUGCGAAAGUUUAAUGCCUUUUGUUCUUGACGUAAAACAGUAUGUGCCAGUGUACUUGCCACCUGAAAAUAAAGGCUAUGUGACAUAUUUAUUCGUUAGUGAAUUAAUAGGUAUUGACCCUGACAAAGAGCAUCCAUUACCAUGGUAUCCACCAGUCUGCCAAGUACCAAAGUCAUUUGAUAGAAAAUAUAUUCCACCAGAAUUGGUGAAAGCUACAACUGGAUAUAACUUACCUGAUACAAGUCUUACUCCAAUGUUAACGGCACUAGUCAAUGAUGCUGAGAUUUCCGAAAUAGGCCAACGUAUUUUAACAGCAACAAAUUCGAAAGUAGCAGCUCCAUGGGUGCUGUCGAUGCUUGCUUCGUUGCAUUGGCGUGUUGUGGGGAAGCCUCGCAAUGCACUAGACUGUCUUCAGCUUGCGCUCGAUUCCGUGCCUAAAAAAUUUAGAGAUGUCCCGCUUAUCAGCAUUGCAUCAAUUAGUCAUAAAUUUAGUCUCAUUGACAAUGCGCUGCUAGUUACUGAAGAGGCAUUUAAAAUCAAUUCCGUAGAACCAAUGACAAAUUUCCUUUACGGAACGCUGCUUCACAUAAAAGGAAAUUAUUCCGGUGCGAUCCACCACUUGAAGCAGGCACUGCGGGUGGAGCCGCAUGCCAUGAGUGGCCACGCUACGACGAUGCUGCAGACCAUUGCUUGUCAAGAGAGAUUCAGUACCAGUGGACCAGGAUCAUCAGAUAUUGACGAUACCACUACAUGGUGUAUUGGGAUAACAGAUUUGCCCGAGCAAGUUAAUAAGUAUAAUUCACGAGAGGACGAAAGUAUACAAUGUGAUAGCGACGGCAAGAAUUGUAAGCGCGUCGAAUGUUUCGCAGUGAGCACCGAUGCUGAUUUUUUAACUGGCGUGUAAAUCAGCUCGUAGCGUUGUACUUCUCACUCUUUGUACGUAAUCUAAUCACAAUGCAUUUGCUAAAGUGUUUUCUGAAAUAGCAUAUAUUUUUCGAUACUUGAAAGUAUACAAGCGAACCAUAGGUGUUUCAUCGUAAAAAAAAGAAAUAGAAAAAAAACAAAGUUGAUUUGUUGUUUGCGCUCAGCGAUUCUGUUUGACACACGGAUAUCCCUGGUAGAAACGUUAACGGUUAAUAAGCUAAAUUUUGGGCCACCUAGCUAAGUUGUGGUUAACAAUUUAAAUAAAUAAGAGUUUAAACAUUAUAAAUGCAUAGAUAUACACAUUAACUCAAGAUAAAACAGAACAUUUGCUUGAAAUUUGUCAAAUGACUGUUACAAUCCAGAAAUUAUAGAAAAAUAUCUUGCAAUAGUGAAAAAUCCAAAUAUUUGUAAUAAAAGAUGCAAACGUUUUAAUGCAAGAAAAAAAGGAAAAAACAAUUUUUAACUUAAAAAUAAUACUGUGUUGGUAUAAUAGACACGCAUCACUAAAAUAUUAGCAACAUUUUGCUUUUUACAUUCAAUUUGAUAAUAAUGGUCAACUAAACUUAACUUUUUAACGGGUUUCACUCGUUAAUUUUCUACCAGGGAUGAUAAUGAUAGACUUAAUCAAAGGCAUUGAUGUGAUAAUCGACAAUAUACGUAUAUGCAACACACGUACACGCGCUUUUUGGUUACUUACCGAAAAUAAAUCUAUAUUACUGAGUUUCCGAGGCAUAGCUCUUAUACACGCAUACACACAAGAGAUGAAAAAUAAA